AUGUGCAUAUUGUUCACUGCAAGCGCAACACAUCUCCACGAUGGUCGGCGAGGGCAUCCGCCCGAUUCGGGUUUUUCGGAGCCCGCCAACGUCAACGUCAGUGAGGACAACAACAAUGGGCCGAUCUCACUGCGCGAGAUGCAAAACAUCGCAAACAACAAUGCAGCAGCUUAUAUCGUGAGCGAGAAUGAGGAGAGGAACAGAGUUAGCAGAGAGUCAGUUGUUGAAUUCGAGCCUCUGCCGACGGGUAUACGGGUGGUUGAUCCUUUAGAAUAUUGCGUUGAUUGGUUCGGUGAUGAUGAUUUCCCACGUGAUCGAUUGCAGUACCUACGAGAAAUUGGCAGAGGGUGGUUUGGAAGGGUUGUCGAAGGCGAAAUCGAAGAUGCCGGUGAAACAACUUCGGUAGCAGUGAAAAUCCUCAACCAGAAUGCAACGCUUGAGGACAAGGCACGGUUCCUGAACGAGGCCAAAAUGUUCAGGGACUUACGACACGAGAACGUACUCACAUUUAUUGCAAAAUGUCUGCAGGAAGAACCUUGGAUAUUACUGUUUGAGCUCUGUACUAUGGAUCUCCAGCAGUACUUGGCUGUAAAUAGACCUAAGAUGGCGAUAUUGAACGAAAGUGGCGUGCCUCUACGGCUGAUGUGUGACAUCAGCUCAGCGCUUGCGCACUUACACUCACGAGGUUACUUGUACGGGAGCGUGUGGGCGGGCGCGGUGCAGACGCGCGGCGCGGCGGAGAGCGCGCGCGGCGUGCUCGGCCGCUACGGCGACGCGCCGCCGCCCCCGCACCACGCCGCGCCGGAGACGCCUCUCUUCACCGCCAGCAGUGACAUUUGGUCCUUGGGUAUGCUGGUGUGGGAGGUGUGUGCUUGGGGAGCGACGCCUACUCAACAACCACCGCCAUUACCUGACCUCCCAUGUCCUUAUAGAAAUCAUUUAUACCAAGUAAUGCAACUGUGCUGGAACCCCUCACCUGAAGCCCGUCCGACGUCAAGCCAAGUGCACGCCCUGAUCAACCACUUGUACUCAACGCAUCGUGAACAUGCUCCCGACGCUACGUUACGACAUUCCGCAGACUUCGAACAGCGCUGGCAACGACUCAAGCCUAACUCGAUUCCCACGCGAGAUGAGCACCGAGCAAUAGUGCAUGCCCCUUCGACAUCUAUGACUGACCACUUCACCGGUUCAGACGAUAAUGUACAGACCAUACAGGAUUCACUGAGUAUUGAUAUGGAUACGGCCGUCUCGCGAUCCAGUAGCAUGAUGUCAGAUAAGGAUCCAUUAUCUAUACAGAUAAAGUCAGAGAGCUUAACUAAUCUACACGGAUCCCUGGAAGACGUCAGGAAUAUCUACUUAACGCACAAUGAGACAGCUGCCCUUGAAUGCCACCAGGGAAAUAUUUGUUUCGAGGAGAGUAGAGAGAGGGAACAGGAUCGUUCAGAUGCGUCUAUGGAUCCUUGGUUAAAGGAAAUCAUAGCUGGAAGUCAGGAUGAUGUCAGUUAUUAUAAGGAUGUAAGUGAUGUGAUAAAGAAUCUCGAUAAUAUACUAAACUCGGAGAAAACCUCUAGUUCAGAAUCCAGUCAUCAGGCAAGCCCAUCCAGGGACAAUUUAAGUCUGGAUUGCAAGAAGGAAUAUCCAGUACAAUCCAAUAUGGUAAAAUCCCCUGGUAUUACGAAUUUCCAGAACAUUUUAGACACAGGUUUCAGCACUCAAGAGGAAGAUGCGACUUGUGAAGACGACGAUAUCGACCGAGAUACUAUAGGUACAUUGAGUCAUUCGUUUGAACGUCACAGUGAAAUUGAUACAACCAGUCAACACACACUAGAAAACCUUACUCCUGAUACGCCAAUCAAAGAUGUAGAUAUCGUGAAAAACGUCGAGAUAACAGUUGAAGUGAAUCAUCUUAAGAAUAAUAUAGUUGAUAAUGUUCAAGAUACUGAAUUGCCAAAUGAAAUAGUGAGUAGUUUAAGUGAAAUUCCCAAGCUGAAGGAAUUAUGUGUAUUGUCAAUACCUAGUGAUAGUGAUGAAAAAUGUGUUAGAAAAGACUGUCAAUCAUCUUGUGAUAAUAAUCUAAAAAGUACUGAUUUAAAGAGGGAAACUAAGUCAAUAGAUGAUAUAGGCAAAGUGAUUGUUACACCUGAAGAAGUAGAAAAUAAGGUAAAUAAAUUUGAUCUGAAUACAGAAGAAGCUGAAAGUAUAGUCUUGCCUCUACCAAUGAAAGAAACCGCAAACGAUGUUAAAGAGUUAAAUGAAAAUGUUACAUCGAUAGUUGGCGAAACUUUAACAAAUGAUGUUAGUAUAAAAGAAAUCUUAGUUAGUGAUCUCAUAAACGAAAAAUCUGAAUUAAGUAGCCCGGUAGAUGAUCGUCUAGAAAUAGCGAAAUGCACGAAAGAAGAAAAUCUUACUGAAUCAGUACAAAAUAAAAAAGAUGGACAUAUUAACCUGACUAUAAAUGAGACUGAUAUGCCGUUGUUAUUAGAGGAAGAAAAAUCUAAGCCCUUGCCACCUGAAAUAGUACAAAAUAUAUUUAAGGACGAAAAUCAAUUAGAAAAAGAAAUAUUAGUUAAAAACAUGUCAGAUAACAGCUUUCUUAACGAAGCUGUUAUUAAUGAAAUAGAAAACAAUGAUGAUAAUAACGAUGCGUCAGAUGAUAGUAAUGUUUGUGAAGAACAUACUAAUUUAGUUCUAACUGGUAAUGAUUCUGAAGAAAAAACUCUGUCCGAGGUGAAUGAAUACACGAAAUGGAUUAACUGUGGUAGUUUCCCACAAACUGUUCAGGUUCUUUCUGAUUUUCUCCAUUCUGAAAGAGAACAAGCGUGGCUUGCUGAUGCUAGAGACAUUCCUGAGAAACACUUUUUCCAUUCAUAUGACGAUGAUCUUGAAUCUAUCAUUGAAGGAGAAUGUUUAGAAACUUCUAUUCCGGGAGUGCAAAAAAAUGAGCAUGUAGCAGCCACAAGUCAACAUUUUUCGGAAAAUCUAGCUAUUGCAAACGCUUUACAACAUUUCAGUAAAGGUGUUUUAGUAGAAGAAAGUAACGAAAUUCCAAGUUCUGACAAAGGCACAGAAUUAGUUACUGACGUAAUAUUUUCUGUAGAACAAAAUGAAAUAGCCACUCCAACCGUUAAUGAAAUGAAACAAAGUACAAAAUGUUUAAACACUUCUGAUAAACCUGAAUUGAAUCCCUCAGAAAUUACAGAAACAAUCUCUGAAAUUAGUAACAAUGUUCUUACAGAAGUAAUAGAUAUAAAUACAACAAAGAAAGGUCUUACUGAUGUAGAAGAAUAUAAGGAAUUGUCUGUUGAUUUAGAUUCAGAAACUAAGAUUAAAGUUGAUGAAUCGUCCAUUGUGAGCCAAAAUAAUAUAAACCUUUUAAUUACACAGUCUAAUAAUACAAAUAUAGAGAAUAAUAUACCUUUUAAAGAAGAAAAUGAAAUCAGUUUAGAAAGAAGCUCCUUUUCUAAUCUCAAUCAACCAAUGUCAGAUCUUGGCAAAGAUCCUAAUACAGAAGAUAAAAUAUUGGAGCCGUCUGUUAAUUUUGAUGAGUCCCUAGAUAAUUGCCAUAAAAAUGAACCAAUACAUAAUGUUUUGCUUGAUGUGCACUCGCCCAAUGAACAGCCCCUAGUGAGACAUACUUUGUUAACUGAAGUUGCUGACAUUACUCUUCCAAAAGAUGUAACUGUACGUAAUGCCGGUCAUUCUGAAGAGAAAGAAUACAAUGCUGUUAAAGAUACUCCUAGAUCUGAAGAAGUCAGUAUUAAAGAAAUAACAGACGAGAGUACUGCAUAUAUGGAUUUUAGUAACAGUACGAAUAAGGAACAAUUACCCAAUAACAAUGUAGAUAAUACUGUUCAUGACAUCAUUAACUCAUACCAUGGUAAUUCUAAUACCGAAACGUUAUGCGCUCUCGGCAAGAACGAAUCUACGGAGUACCUAGAUCUGCCCAGCUUCGCGAUCAAGGAAGUAGAUACAUUCUUGCAAAUGGAAAGAGCUUUCACCAGUAAUAUUUCACAAGUUACGUCAAGUACUCCAUUGGCUAGUGAUAACUCUGCUAAUGCGAAUAACACUCUUGAAAAUUCAACCAAAGAAAAUAGUGCAACACAGCUAUUAUUCGACACGAAAGUACCUGACUUUGGUCCAGGGGUUACUCUCACUAAGUUAGAACAGAAAUAUAUUCCUGACAGCUUAAGUCCUUUUGAAUCUCCGACAAAAAGCCACCCUACUGAUACUUAUGACGAAAACAGUUCGGUUGUUUUAGGCCCAUUUGAAAAUUGUACAUUAGAACUAUUUAAAUGUGUGAAAUCUUCAGAACUUGGAGAUUUUCCUAAAGAAGAAAUAUUGGCCUUCUCGUCAAAUUUCAGUGAUAUAAAUCUCGAAACGCCUUCGCCGUUACGCGACGGAAACUUCCUCAAUGAAGUUCCAGAUAUUGUCCACGAUGAUAUACAGUUCGAUGACAUUCAGAGUCUAAGUGAAAAACCUCCUUCUGAUCUGACGGAGAGUGAUAGUGGAAACUCUGGCACCGAAAAGCGAGUCUCUCCCUCAACACCACCCAAUUCACCUGGUGUAUUUUUAGCUUCAACAUCUCAACAGAAAUAUCUUGUAGAUAUUGAUCUAACACCAGAGCCGGCUUUGCCACCGGCAAAUAUCUCUUUACAAAAUGAGAUAGAAUUGAACCAAAUAGAGUUACAGAUCACUUCCAAGUUAGCGAUGGCAGAGAAUGAGAACAACAUGAACAUCGAAUACUCUGGUCCUUUAACAGUUGAAGGACUAGUUUCUGAUGAAGGCAUGUUGCUAAGAGAAAGUGAUGAUUUGCCAGAAUCCUAUUUAGCUGGGAAUGGAGGUUCAAUGGAGGACCUAAGAGAAGAUUUGACUUUAGAUGAGGAAUGUGUGAAGGCGCUGAGAAAUGAACUUGAACUAAAAUUGCCAUUAGCACAGGUAGCAGCUAUAGAACCGCCAUGCGAAAACGAAACCGAAUGGUCGGCGGAGUUACCGCCGCCUCCGGAACUAGUGGUGAGCUACCCGGGCGCGCUCAGCCCUAUCGCUGAAGAGACCGGACAGCAACUAUCCGCCUACGAAAACGAUUUGCAAUGGAACGUCUCGGCCCGCACAGACUCGUCGGAGAGCUACCCAGAGCCGUGCAACAACAGCACGGACGAGAUCACGGAGCUGCCCACGGCCGCGCCCAGCGCUGGGCCCGACGUCGGUACCUACACGCUGCACUCUCGUGACCACUCGCAGAACAACACCUACACCUUGCACAGGGACCUCGCCAGCAGCCGAGAAAUAACAAUGAGUGCAGACAGCUUGAACGCCAGUCCAUACAGAAAACCGAUACCCGACACAACCGACGUCGAAUCACCAAUCGACAAUAAGACUUACACAAAAGAAGAAGAUAAAGAAUCUCUCGAGAGGAUAUCUCAAGUAUCGCCCUUUCUUGUAAGCCCCACAACCGACACCUCUGCACCCUAUAAUUCUGACAACUUCGAAAAUGGUACAGGGCUGUCGACAUUAUCGAAAACCACCCUUCCAACAGACGCGAUGCUGUCAAAACCGUCCGAAACGCAGUGUCUUUCGAAAGCCACCAGCAUCGACUCUUGGUGUUCAAACGAUACCCUCUAUAACGUUGAAGAAAAUUUUGAUGACCUGGCCAUGGAUCCAGAUGUGCCAGAUUUCGAACCCGAAAAAGAUGAAGGUAACAGUGAGAGCACUGAUACUUUAACCCACAACGAAGACGAAAAGGAAGCAAGUCAUUGCUCCACGUACAUCAUUCACGAUAGUAAAUCAGAAGCUUGUGAAACAUUCUCGCCCGACUCGAUCACAGCUAAUGAUAACUACACAUAUACGAAAGCGAAGACUGAAAAUGCUGCUACCACACCUUCGGUGUUAACAACCGAGAUCAACGAUUCUACAAAAAAUUCGCAGACUAAAGACCUUGCUUAUGGUACCUUGCUGUCAGGGCUGCCAUCUUACUCUAAUUGUACCACGGAAAUAAUUUCAGGAUUAGACGAUUGGAAAACGCAGCAACCAGAGUUGGUUAGAAAAUCGCCAAUGACUAACGAUGAGGGCGUUACACCGUCUAAUAUUUCAGACGAUAAAGUAGGGGAUGUCACAAGCCCUCAGCUUGUCACAGAGCCUUCCAUAAAAAAAAUGGAAAGUGUAGAAAUAUCUUGUCUACAAGAUAAUUUAACAGACAGUCAUAAAUCGGAUACGUCUGAAACCCAAGGUAUUUUAGUCCAUGUCGAGAGUCCGAACUAUAACUAUAAAAACAUGGCACCGUCUGUUACAAGCACGCCUCUAAACGACCUGAUCGAAAAUGCUGAUGUGGAAGCGAUUCCGAUGAAACUGCCCGAAGUUAACACAGAAGCAACCGAAAAUAGUGUAAGCCUGCCUAACUUCCAAACCUUCCUACAGUCUGCUGAGGUCAGGCCGCAGGAUCUGUCUUCAAACGCAAGCAAGGAUGUGAACCAAGAGACAGAGGUACUGUUAGAAGGAGAAAGCCAGACGUUAAGUAGGAUCAGUAAUAGAGACAGUCUAGUUGUAUCUGAACGCACGCCUACUUACUCAGACUUUGAAAACUCGGCGGUCUCGAAACCACAGGACGUGAAUGCAAGCAAAUCUAGUCAGAGCAAUGAGAGCGGGAUCAGUUCCGAAGAAUUUCAGAGGUUCGAGAACUCUGUGAAGAACCGACCGCAGGAUCUGUCAUCGUUGAUCGACGCCAGCUCCUUACUUUUGAAAAGCGAAAGAAUAUCGAGUGAAUUAGCCAUGGCUUCCAUCUCUACGGACCACGGCCAGACUAGUCAGGACACGUACGAGGAAUCUCAACAGAGUCCGCCUAACGUUACGAAUUUAAAUGAAUCUCACAGCUUAGUUAAUUUUAGAGAACCCAAUUUUUUAUUAAAUUUUGACGCUGACGAUGAAACGGAACAGCCUCAUUCGAUCAUCAUUACUGAAACUACAAUGGAAGCUUUUAAAGAGUGUCCUAAUAGAACUUAUGAGACAGAUGCCAGAAUAGUAGAAUUAAAUCAUGCUUAUAACGCUCAUUCAAGUAAUUUUCAACCCCAUGAAAAUUUAGAGAAAUUCCUGGAGGAGAAAAUCAAUAAAGAAAUGUCCAAAAUUGAGAAAGAAAACGUGAUAAGCACCGAAGUUUCUCCGAAACUGGAAAAUGUAGGUACAUUGUCACCGGAGGUACAAGAAACAUCGCACAUGUCUUUGCCAAUCGACAUCUUCAAGAAUUCAAACGUGCAGAAGUGUAAUGGUGGCAGUGAGAAAUUCGCUACCGUGAACUUUCUUAACGAGACAUUUGAGGAGUUGAUCGAAAGUAAUGUUGAUGAUGGUGAAACUAAAGAAAAUGAAGAGACAACUGAAAGCGUGAAGUCAGACGGUCCGCUAGAAGUACCAGAGAGUCCAAAGGAGUGUAAAAGUAUAAAAGAUGAAUUACACGAGAUUGGUGUGAUGAAUGGUGACUCUGAGGAGAAUGGCAAGAUGGCGAUGGUGACGGAAAACUUUCUGCAGAACGAAAAAAAGUACUGUCAGCUUGAUGGGUACUUGCCUUUGUUAACUGACAUUAGGUUCUCUGGUCCAGCUACAGAAAUAAUGAGUACAUCGUUCACACAAGAUUCUCCCACCGAACCCACAUCGGGUGAGUGUGCGAGAAUGGCGGCAGCUGACAUCAUCAAGGAAUGGGACAGCGACACCGACUCGCAUACCAGCAACUCAUCUAGUGGAGAGUUCAUCUGGAAGGACGGCGACGGCCACGAGACCUCGGUCGUGCCAACCACGCACUUCGAUCAUCAACGCACAGGUGAAUCUCAAGGCAGUGGGUGCACCCAACGAGAAGGGUCAGACGGUGGCGCGGGUUCUGGGGCUUCGGACGCGUCUGGUGACUCUGGGUCAGGCUCCGAAGGCGACGAGGUAGAGUUUGUGCCGUCCUCGUGGGAUUGUCGUGCCGCUCCCGCAAAGUCUUCGUUGAGGAGCUUGGAGCAGGCAACACCGGACAACAAGAAGCGUGUCGUGUUCAAACGGCAGAAGUACCACUGUGUGUACGAGUACCCGCGCGAGGCGCCCGACAUCGAGGCGCACUCGCCCGCCGCCUACCUGCCGGACUUCUCCACCUACUCCGAAUGGGACGCUACGAGCGCUGAGGAGGCGGAGCUCGGCUACGGGCAACUGUUCGGAGCGCCCAGCCCGCUCGACCUCUACCCGCUGCGAGCUGGCAUCGCCUUUGGACCUGAUUACGACGAAGACUUCUUCAUAUCAUCGUCAGCGCGUCCCUUCGAGAGCUUAGGCAUCAUGACUAGCCAGUUCUUUCCCGGCAAACACAUCAAACCGUCCCUUCUAGAGCGAGAUCUCUCGGACGACGUCACCGAGGAUUUCCCCCCGCCCCCUUCGCCAUUACCUACCACCACGUUAAUGCAAACACGAACACCAUCUCUAGACUUCACCACUCCAGACUCGGGAGUUGAAGACAUUACACCUGGGUCGACUACGGACGAGGAUUUUAAGAAGAAACUGCCAGAAACUGAGUUGACCUGGAGACCGGUUGACAGUGGAAGCUCUAGCGAGUCCGUCAGUCCUAGUUCUCCUGGAGGCGAAGCUCUGGGUGGCCUGAGACACACGAGAGAUAAGUUAAAGUUAGACUUACCUCCGAGCCCACAUAUACCGUCACCGCGUCACAGUAGAGUAUUUAAUUUCGUGUUGGACAAGCCCAAGCGGCGGGAAGAACGAACUGAAAUAGGCACCACUCCCUUAGUCAUGACAGAUGACACCCCCAUCGUCACUACAUCACUUCCAUUACAGAAAGAAUGCGAAGAUUUGCCGGUCCCAGAGCCGACGUUCUCGACGUUCGGCAAAAGCGCACCCAAAUCCGAACCCGAACAAAAGUUGAUAUUAACGGAUGAAGUCGAAGAGAACACAAUAGAAGUGAAGGUUGAAAGUCCGAGUCCAAAGGUCGUAGAGCCAGUGAAGGGCGAGGGCACAGUGCUGGACAGCGGCGACGAGGACUCGGGCAUCGAGAGCAGCUCUAAAGCCACCCUCGAACGUAACAAGACGAAUGUCUCGUAG
Molecule: messenger RNA, 9060 nt
Organism: Arctia plantaginis
Lineage: Eukaryota; Metazoa; Arthropoda; Insecta; Lepidoptera; Erebidae
Source: the annotation of a GenBank genome assembly